CUAUGUGUGGAAUUCAGCAUGCUGGCUAUCCGUAAAAGACGUAGAAGACCUCAGCAGGAUGCUGAAGAUAACAUCAUAUUUGAAACUGAAAAGCCUGGUCUUCAAGAGCAGUACAUCAGCAAAUAUAAAGGCCGUGGCGUUUUCACCACUGAAUCUUUCUGCAGAGGAGACUUUGUUCUUGAAUACAGAGGUGAACUUCUGAGUUCAAAGGAGAGUCUUGAACGAACUAAAAACUACACUGAAACUGAGAGCACAUUCUUGUUUGAUUUUCAGUGGCAUGGAAAAUAUUGGUGUAUGGAUGCAUCCAAGGAAGACAAGUCCCUGGGAAGACUUGUCAACGAUGAGCACAAAAAUCCAACUUGCAAAAUGAGAACUGUUGAAGUGAAGAAAAAGCCUCAUCUUUGUCUAUUUGCUGUACGAGACAUUUUACCAGGUGAAGAAAUCACUUACAACUAUGGCGACUCGGACUGGCCGUGGAGAGCCAAGUCUUUAAAUGAACCGUCAACAGAAUCCAGUGAUGUAAAAUCAGUCAGCAGUUUGGGCCCACAGAAAUCGCAGCGGUUUCAAUCAAGAAUGUCAAAGUUGCGACAACAUCAUGAAGAUUGUUAUAAUCGCUUUAAAAGAGCAGAGACUGAGAGGAAUGAGAGUGAAAAGAAACAUCUCAAGCUAUUGCAUGAUCAGGUCACUAAACAGCUGUCACAAAAGAUUGCUCGGUGA
This is a messenger RNA of Xyrauchen texanus (razorback sucker), 717 nucleotides long. Its product is annotated as N-lysine methyltransferase KMT5A-A-like. The record is from RefSeq and is a predicted model, not a curated record. NCBI's taxonomy places the organism in Eukaryota, Metazoa, Chordata, Actinopteri, Cypriniformes, Catostomidae. Gene Ontology annotation, molecular function: protein binding. The coding region runs from base 19 to 717 and encodes 232 amino acids. The transcript is spliced from 5 exons.